This is a messenger RNA of Paramuricea clavata, 1196 nucleotides long. The record is from the annotation of a GenBank genome assembly. Lineage: Eukaryota; Metazoa; Cnidaria; Anthozoa; Malacalcyonacea; Plexauridae.
AUGCAUGUUUUUGCUAUCCUUGUCAAAUGUUUUCAAAAGAUUCCACAAAAGAAAAAGCAUUUACAGAGAGUGGAUUCUCAAACUGGAAGACGGCAAUGGAAAGUGGGAAGGGAUUUAAAAAAACACGAACAGUCAGAGGUUCAUACGCGAGCAAUGGCAUCUUGGAAAGAGAAAGAGUUUCGUGAGAAACGUGGUCAGACGGUACGAAACCUUAUCCAAGUCAGGGCAGAACACAAGAUAUGGCUGAAAACAGUAUUCAACACUACCAAAUACCUGGUUGCUAAUGGUCUUAGCUUUCGCGGACACGAAGAAAACUCGAAGUUAGAAGAGGACCUGUCAGGAGGGCUCUAUUUAAAUUCAUUCUCUGAUCUUAUUUUUCCUCAAGAUCCUCAUUUGCAACAAAUAGCAAAGAAUCUUCCGACCAAUGCAAAAUAUACCUCACCAGAAAUACAAAAUGAGGUAAUAGAAACCCUAGCAGAAAUUGUGAUAGAGACAGUGGCCAACGAGUGCAAAGAAGCAGAGUUAUUCACCCUAAUGAUGGAUGGCACUACUGAUAGCAGUCAGAGGUACAGUAUUAACCUUACAAACUUAAAUAACUGGCAGGUUAACUCCUGUAGUAGUGUUUGUUAUUAUAGUAUUUAAUUCUGGUCAUAUCACAACAAUAUUUAGUGAAAUGGAAGGUGUUGCAUUGAGAUAUUGGAACAACAGCAAAGGAGGUAUUGUGGAACAUGUGGUCGAUGUUAAGUUGGCAGAAGACAGGUCUGCAAAGGGUCUUGUGGACAUCACUACAACAACUCUAAAAGACGAGCGUGAAAUAUCAAUGGAUGGACUAGUUUCCAAUACUUUUGAUGGGGCUAGUGUCAUGUCUGGGACAAAAGGUGAGUAAGAUGCAGCAUGCAUCAUAAAGUUUAGUGUUGAUGAGUUAUCAUAAUUGAAGUCUAUAAAUAAGCACACUAUUCAUUUUAUUACACUUAUAUUUUUUAUCAGGUGGUUUGCACCAGUUAAUCCAAGAACAUUGUGGCCGUAUUAUUCCAUACAUCCACUGUCUGAACCAUCGACUUGGCUUAGUGAUAAGAGAUACUUUGUCAAACAUUUUAGAGUUAGGUGAUUUCUUUCAACUGGAUCAGGAUUUAUAUAUUUUCUUCAGAAUCCCUCAGAUUAAUAAGCUCUAUGAAGGUGAUUCUUUAAAAAGUUGA